CAUACAUGGUGGGAAAUGAACGUCACUGAAGAGAAUUGUUCUUCUUUAUGAGCGUUUUCGUUUAUUAUCUUUUUUUUUUCUAAAAAGAAAAAGAAAAAGAUUUUUUUUAUUAUCUUCGAUGGCAGAUCUUCGUUCCUUUUCUACUACCGAGUCCGGAGAGGGAGUUUUGGCCCGGGAAGUCUUUGAGAAGGCGCUCGCAGCAUUCUCGACGGCACUCUCCGUCGAGAGAACCGACCGGGUAUCUAUUACAGAUGCGAACCAUGGGAAUCUUCAAUCCGUCCUCCAAGCAGUCCUAGAUGCCAAAAUCCAUUAUGAAGCACGUAAGGGAGAUUCGGAGGUUCGAAAGGUACUUGUUGAGAUAUCAGAGAAGAUCCAUUUUUACAGCGGAAUAAUGGAUGUUUUGGUAUCCCAUCAUCCCGAAUACGUAGCCCUAGCUUGGGGUGCUAUGAAAUUCCUAUUUGUCGGUGUUACGAACCAUCAAAAAUUGAUCUGCAAGCUUUCUGCUGGAUUGAGCCAUAUUGCUAGCAUCUUACCCCGCGCAGAAAUUACCGUGAAGCUAUACCCACAUGCCAAAUAUGUCAUCGAAUCCAUAUACGCCCAGGUCAUGAAGUUCCUCAUGCUCGCGCUUGAAUGGUACCAGGAGAAAAGGUGGAAACACGCGAUCCAUGCCGUCACGAGGCCCUUCGAAUUACGAUUCAACGAUAUACUGGAGAGCAUAACCGCGCUAUCCCGAGAAUUGAAUGAAAUUGCUAAUACUAGCAGCCACGCCGAGCAACGGGACAUACAUGCAACCACUCUAAAGGUAUACUGCAGACAGAGACAGUUAACUCGUGGGCAAAAAAGUCUGUCUCUUGGCCAAAAACAAUUGUUUCGUAGCCAGAAACAGCUACUCCGUGAGCACAAACAAGAUCAUGAAAUUUUACUCCAACUGCAAGCUUUAAUGUCGGCCGACAGAAACAUUGAAGCAGCUACAAGAGUUCGGCCUCCUCAGCCAUCUCCCGAGAUUCAAAUCGACCAGAUCCUAGCUCACUUUGCCUCGACGUCCCUCCCUGACCCAAUUAAGGCGUUUCGAGCAUCGCUGGCUCUCUCGAACAGACAUCGUCAGAGACCCUCGAAUGCGGGGCCAGCAUUCUGGCUUGAUGGCAAGAUUCAAGACUGGAAUAGUUUCCGUAGGUCAUCCCUGGUGAUGGUGAAAGGGACAGGGGGGUCGCGAUUUUACAUUAGGGACUUCUGUGCUCGAUCCAUCGCGAUUCUCCAAGAGGCCAAGAUCCCAGUCAUCUGGGCCCUGAAAACAAUGCUUCCGAACGGAGAGGCCACCGCAAGUGACGUGUCCACAGUCAGCCUUCUCAAAUAUCUUACUGCUCAGGCUAUUCACCUCAAUAACAGAACCCAAAACGACGAGACCUUGAGCUUGCGUCUUAGACCAUGCCAAACGGCGGAGACCGAAGACGAGUGGGCUAACAUACUCGCGUCAGUCCUCGAAGGUAUCCCGUUACUUUAUAUUAUAGUCGAUAUCGAAGUAUUAUGCCAAUCUGAGGACCUGCGGCGAUUCUGGCCAUCAAGGUUACUCAAGAUGUUGUCUGAUCUUUCGGGCCGAAAUAAUAAUACCGUUAUUAGAGUGGCCUUAGUAAGUUAUGGGUCGCCUCUCUUCAAUCAACAUCAGUGCUACCAAGAUCUUGUGGUGGUGGUGGUAAGAAAUUCGAGGCAAACCCGAGUUGUGCGAACACCGCGCCAAGAUGUUUCCAACUCCACUCCGAAUUCUCUUGAAUUAAGACUGUUAGCCAACGGGACCCGGACCCGUCAUCGUUUGCAGGAACCAACGCGACGAAAGCGACGGAAUAGGUGAAUCUUUAGCCUAUAUAUGCUUACCGGCGUCCAAAUACUUCAUAUUAUCUAGUUGAAAUAGCACUGGUGGUAUGGACCCCUAAGCACGAAUACUUGAUUGCAUUCAAACAACCCGAGAAGCAUUCUGCGAUGGAUAAUAAGCUCUAGCUUCGGAAAUUCUCUUUAGGAAUUGCAAAUGAGGAUACAAUUACGAAAGGUAAAGACAUUAAAGGAGUUGGGAGUCUGUUACUCAUAUACGUGUACAUUCAUAGGGGACGAAGGAUAGAGAGGGUAAAAUGUUCUAAAUUGUGAAUUUGGGGAGGUUGGUAACGCCCCACCCAUGACAUCACACCCGAAAGCCUGGCACCCUGGCCUUUGCUCUGUAACUUAACAUUCCAAGGUUCUAAUACCGCAAACUGGACAAUUCAUAGCACUCAAUUGCUUAUAACCUGCAUCUAGGUAUUUCUAAUUCAACGAGGGUCUAUCCUAAGCUUUCUCUCACAUCUAGGUCGUACUACCGUGCGCCAGUUCCAUAUAAUUGUUCACUGAGCUAAAUGCACUGCUUGAUGUCCCGACCGACGUCCGCCCGCCCGCUCGCCAAGUCUCAAGCCAAUUCGCUCGUAAAUUCCGAAGCACCUACUUAGCA
This is a messenger RNA of Hypoxylon trugodes, 2470 nucleotides long. RefSeq lists its product as uncharacterized. The coding region runs from base 119 to 1846 and encodes 575 amino acids. NCBI's taxonomy places the organism in Eukaryota, Fungi, Ascomycota, Sordariomycetes, Xylariales, Hypoxylaceae. The transcript has 5 exons. The record is from RefSeq and is a predicted model, not a curated record.